UCCCGGCAGGCAUCCGUGUCAGCACACCCCCCGGGAGAGACGAGUGGCCACCGUCGACCGAUCUGGGGAACGCGCCACCCCGGCGAACAUCUCGAGGCUUCGGAAACUGCAGAAGAUGGAGGACCCCGUGCAGCUGAAGGAGGAAGGGAAUCGGUAUUUCCAAGCCAACGACUUUGAGAACGCGAUUAAAAGCUACACCAGAGCUCUUAAGGUUAACAAGGACAAACCACUCCAGGCUCUGCUGUAUCGAAACCGCGCAGCAUGUUUCCUGAAAAAGGAGAACUACCCCCAGGCGGCGGCAGACGCAUCGAGAGCAAUCGACAUCAACGCCUCGGACAUUAAGGCCUUGUACCGACGCAGCCAGGCCAUGGAGAAGCUGGGCAAGCUGGACCAGGCGUUCAGGGACAUCCAGCGGUGCGCCACGAUCGAGCCACGGAACAAAAGCUUCCAGGAGACCCUUCACCGUCUGGGAGCCAGCCUCCAGGAGAAGCUCCGCCUGCAGUUCUCCACCGAUGCCCGGGUUCAGCAAAUGUUUGAAAUCUUGUUGGAUGAGAAGAGUGAGAAAGAGAAGCGAGAGAAGGCGGCGAACAAUCUUAUCGUCCUCGGUCGGGAGGAAGCUGGAUCAGAGAGGAUCUUUCAAAAUAACGGACUUCACCUGCUUGUGAAGCUCAUAGAGACCAAAAACCCGGAGCUGAUGCUCGCGGCAGUUCGGACCCUUUCAGGGAUGUGUGCAGGACACAAGGCACGGGCCACUGCCAUUCUGCGCACGCUGGGCAUCAACAACAUUUGCCUCUGGAUGUCCAUCGACCACGAGGAGAUCUCGCUGGCCGUCUCCAACCUUCUGCAGGCCAUCAUCGACUCUUUGGCCGGGGAGGGCAAGAAGGAAGAGCACGGAAAGGAGGACGCCCUGGUGCUGGACACAAAGAAGGAUCUGAGGGGGAUCAUGGUUCACCUCCUAGAUAUGCUUCCUAAUAAAAAGGUGUCUGGACAAGGCCGGGAUCGGGCACUCAACUUACUGAAUAAGAAUGUGCCAAGGCAGGACCAGAGACAUCCUGACAACAGCCGCACCCUAUUUGUGAUUGAUAAUGGACUAAAAAAGAUCCUAAAAGUUGCUGGCGAGAUUCCAGACAUGCCCAACUGCCUCCCCUUGACGGAGAACUCCCAGUUGACAGCUUCAGUUCUUCUGAAUAAACUGUAUGAUGACUUGCGCUGUGACCCCGAGAGAGAAAAUUUCAGGCUGCAAUGUGAAGAAUACAUCAAGAGAAAGAUCGACCCGCAGGACAUGGACAAGACGCUGCACGCCAUCCAGAUGGUGUCGGCGAUCCUGCAGGGGCCCUUCGACUUGGGCAACCAGCUGCUGGGCAUGAAGGGCGUGAUGGAGAUGAUGGUGGCGCUCUGCGGCUCCGAGCGCGAGAUCGACCAGCUGGUGGCCGUGGAGGCGCUCAUCCACGCGUCCACCAAGCUGAGCCGCGCCACCUUCAUCAUCACCAACGGCAUCUCGCUGCUGAAGGAAAUCUACAAGAAGACCCAGAACGAGAAGAUCAAGAUACGUGCUCUGGUGGGUCUCUGCAAGCUUGGCUCGGCCGGCGGCACCGACUACGGCCUGAGGCAAUUUGCUGAAGGAUCUACCGAAAAGCUGGCCAGACAGUGCCGAAAGUGGCUUUGCAAUCCAGCCAUCGACACGCGCACUCGGAAAUGGGCCAUCGAGGGGCUUGCCUACUUGACCUUGGAUGCGGACGUCAAGGAUGACUUUGUGGAAGACGAGCCAGCCAUGCAAGCCAUGUUUGACCUGGCCAAGACGAGCGACAAGACCAUCUUGUACUCCGUGGCCUCCGUCCUGGUGAACUGCACCAACAGCUACGAUGUCAAGGAGAUCAUCCCGGAACUUGUGCAGCUGGCUAAGUUUUCGAAACAGCACGUCCCCGAGGAGCAUCCGAAAGACAAAAAGGACUUCGUUGUCAAGCGGGUGAAACGUCUGAUCAAAGCUGGCAUCGUCUCUGCGCUCGUUUGCAUGGUGAAGGCAGACAGUGCCAUUUUGACAGAUCAGACCAAAGAGCUCUUGGCCAGAGUUUUUCUUGCAUUGUGUGAAGAUUCCAAGGACCGUGGCACCAUUGUUGCUCAAGGGGGUGGAAAGGCCCUUAUCCCGCUGGCUCUGGAAGGCACCGAGGUUGGCAAAAUCAAAGCGUCCCACGCACUGGCCAAAAUUGCUGCCAUCUCCAAUCCAGACAUCGCAUUCCCCGGUGAGCGGGUGUACGAAGUUGUGCGGCCGCUGGUCAGCUUACUGAACACCGAGCGAGACGGGCUGCAGAACUACGAGGCUUUGCUGGGCCUCACCAACUUUUCCGGAAGAAGCGACAAGCUCCGGCUGAAGAUCAUCAAAGAGAAGGCCCUGCCAGACAUCGAGAACUACAUGUUUGAAAAGCACGACCAGCUCCGGCAGGCGGCCACGGAGUGCAUGUGUAACCUCGUCGUCAACAAGGAGGUUCAGGAGAGGUUUGUAGCGGAUGGGAAUGACAGGCUCAAGUUGGUCAUACUCCUGUGCGGGGAGGACGACGACAAAGUUCAGAACGCGGCCGCCGGCGCCCUGGCGAUGCUCACAGCUGCGCAGAAGAGGCUCUGCUUUAAGCUGACGGAAGUGACAACCCAGUGGCUGGAGAUCCUGCAGAGGCUGUGCCUUCACGACAGGCUGGACGUCCAGCACCGCGGGCUGGUCGUCGUUUAUAACCUGAUCCAGGCAGACAAAGAGCUGGCGAAGAAGCUGGUGGAGAGCGAGAUGCUGGAGAUCCUAACCAUCAUCGGCAAGCAGGCCGAUGACCCCAGGAGACAGCACGUCCUCAACGUGGCCCGCGACUGCCUCGUGAAGUGCAUGGAUUAUGGGCUGAUCAAACCCGUGUCGCAGCCUUAGGGAUGCAGAAGCCACAGAAGUCCAAGACGAUGAGGACUAGAGACAUUGUGUGUGUGUGUGUGAGGGCAAGGCAGGGUAGGGGGAGACUAUGUAUUGAAUGUGCUUUAAAAAAAAGUGUUUCCACAACUUUGAGAAUGGCACACCAUACACAGCCAUCCUGAGACACUACUUCUGUGAGGAAAGGCUCUUUCUGAAUUGCUGAUUCGUGGUCUUUGGAAACAGGAGUGGGAUCCAACAUCAUUUUAUUGAUCCAUUCUCUUCCUGCACUGUAGCCACAGCUGUCUGGGUGGUUAACAACAAUCCAGAAAAGCAUGAACAAAAAUACGGAUCACACCAAGUUUCGAUAUACAAAAUUCAGUGCGAUUUAAACAGCUAAAAACAAUUGCAAUAAAAAACCAGCUGUGUUAAAUACUAUGCAGUUCCUGAGAGCAGAAGGCACCCGUAACGUGGUGCCAAAAUAGAGUUGGUGCCAGGAGGAGCCACAGUGGGGAAAUCAUUCCAUAAUUGGGGGUCACCACUGGGAAGGCCCUCUCUGUUCCCGCCGCUGACGAGCCUUCCUGGGUGGUGGCUCUUGGAGGAAGACUUCAGAUGCCGAAGAGUCAGGUCAUCAGGUAUCAGGGUCCCAACCCAUGUAGGGCUUUGUAGGGUAAAUCCAGCAGGUUCAAAGCCGUGUGAAAUAUUUUUAUAGAAAGUACGUUUGAUUUUUAGAGGUUUAUGCACAUAUUAAGCUCACCAUCUAUGUAUUAUUUUUGGCUUGUCAAAGGGAAAAGCUGUUUUUUUUAUGUAGACUCACCGUUCCUCGACUGUAGUCACAGGCUGGUGGUUUAGUAAUAAAAGGGCACAUGGUUC
Varanus komodoensis (Komodo dragon) is the source of this 3754-nucleotide messenger RNA. It is a transcript of the gene UNC45B, whose product is annotated as unc-45 myosin chaperone B. The record is from RefSeq and is a predicted model, not a curated record. Gene Ontology annotation, molecular function: Hsp90 protein binding. NCBI's taxonomy places the organism in Eukaryota, Metazoa, Chordata, Lepidosauria, Squamata, Varanidae. Bases 116 to 2905 code for a protein of 929 amino acids. The transcript has 20 exons.